Molecule: messenger RNA, 1647 nt
Organism: Asterias rubens (European starfish)
Lineage: Eukaryota; Metazoa; Echinodermata; Asteroidea; Forcipulatida; Asteriidae
Product: transcription factor E2F5-like
Exons: 7
Coding region: 19-1044 (341 amino acids)
Biological process (GO): regulation of transcription by RNA polymerase II
Cellular component (GO): RNA polymerase II transcription regulator complex
Molecular function (GO): protein dimerization activity; DNA-binding transcription factor activity, RNA polymerase II-specific; RNA polymerase II cis-regulatory region sequence-specific DNA binding
Source: RefSeq, a predicted model, not a curated record
GCCACAAUCAACGAAAGCAUGGCGGCCGAGUUAAGUCCAGGAACGCCGGCGAAUAGGCACGAAAAAAGCCUCGGUUUACUCACAACAAAAUUUGUGGCUCUCCUCCAAGAAGCUAAAGAUGGAGUCCUUGAUCUUAAAAUGGCAGCUGACACAUUAGCAGUACGACAGAAAAGAAGAAUUUAUGAUAUAACAAAUGUUUUAGAAGGAAUUGGCUUAAUCGAGAAGAAAUCUAAAAAUAGUAUCCAAUGGAAGGGUGCUGGACCCGGCUGCAACACGACAGAAAUGUCGGACAGAUUAGACAUGUUGAAAGAGGAACUUAAAGAGAUGGAGGACGUUGAGGCGGAUUUAGAUGAGCAAAGAAAUAGAGUACAACAGAGUAUCAGGAACGUCACAGACGACCAAGAAAACAGCAGAUUGGCAUAUGUAACCCAUGAGGAUCUGUGUAGAUGUUUUACGGGGGACACGCUGCUUGCGAUUCAAGCCCCUUCAGGGACACAGUUACAAGUUCCUGUACCAGAAAAUGGUCCAGCCAAUAAAAAACGAUAUCAAAUUCACCUCAAAAGCUACAAGGGUCCCAUCUUUGUGACACUCGUCAACAAAGAUGAAGCCAGCGAUAGUCCAGUAGUAGUACCAGUGCCUCCUCAUGACCUACAACCAGCUAUCCUCAGCGGUACUGGGGUACCAGUCGGAAGCCGCUUGGUUCCAGCGGAGUCAAUUCCUAGGGAGGUCGAGAUGCUGCCUAAGGUGGAACCGGAAGUCAAACCCGCUGAAAUAUUCCCUGUGUCGAUAAAGAAGGAAGUUGAUGCAAAUGGAUCCAGUCCUCCGGAUAGCCUGAAGGACAUCCCAACCGAUAUGUUAUUCCAGCCUGGUGAAGAUACAUUGAUGGAUUCACAACUAUUAGAUGAACUUAUCUCGGCAGAAACUGGUUAUGUCCCCUUCCUGAGCCUCUCCCCACCUCCUGGAGAACAAGACUACUACUUCAACUUGGACGACAGUGAAGGAGUUUGUGAUUUAUUUGAUGUGGACAUCCCAUUGCUGGCAUAGCGUUGAGAAUUGUUUUUUAUAAAUUAGUAUCUUUAACUACGAAUCUGUCAUGACUGUUUUCAGAGGUUGUCAAAACUGGUUGGAUAUGGAUUUGUCAAAAUUCUAAUUUUUACAUUCCAUGAAAUUCAAAGUAAGUGAUGGCCUUGCAUGGUGUGGAAAAUAAGAACUUUGAAUAGUAGACUUGCAGGUACAACCAUUGGUAAAAUCUCUUUUGGAGGAGUGCUGGCUCUGAAAAGAGCUGAUGUGGUAUUGAUGUUUCGUCUUGUAUGCAUGUCUUAAAGAGAAAGAAAAAGAUGACCAGAGUAUUCUGUUCAAAGUGUUGAGACCUGCUCUUUUCUGAGCCAACACUCCUAAAGAGAUUUUACCCAUGGUUGUACCCAAAGUCUGCCAUUUGUAGUUAUUUCUUAAAUUUGCAGUACUUGUUUGAAAAUUCUGAAAGUCAUACUGACUUUGCAAGUCUCUCGUGUUUUUGAACAUUGGGCCCUGUUUUCCGCACAAAGCCCUUUGUUCACGCUUAAACCAAAGCGCCUACUAAACCAUCGUUCACAAAAAAUGUUUGAAUACAUGCAAGACAUUCUUGGUCUAUAGACAAGCACACAAUGG